AUGGAGGACUGGAGAAGAAUUGAUAUAGAUGCAUUGGACCCAGAAAAUGCUAGGUUGACGGCUGCUGAUUUACAACAACCUUUAUUAACCACAUUGCCAACUUAUACUAUCCAACAAGUUCAGCAACAAAUAAGUCAAUUACGUUCUUUUGGCUCGAGCGGUGAUACCUUAUCUGCUGUUAGACUUAUCACAGGUAGUCCGGUUUAUCUAACAGACUCCGAAGCCACCAAACAACAAUACUUAUUGGCUGUAUUAGAUGUACUAUGUCAAGCAAGACCAACUGAUAUUGCUAAUAUUGUAAAGCAAUUGAGUAAUGAUGAAGCAGAUGUUUUAACUAAAUAUUUAUACAAGGGGAUGAGUAAACCGGAGGGUGCCAAGCAAGGAGCUGUUUUGUUGAGUUGGUUAGAUAAAGUUAUUGAAAAGAAUGGGACAGGAUCCAUUAUUAGAUUUUUAACAGAUAGGAAGAGUGUUUAA
Messenger RNA from Saccharomycodes ludwigii, 474 nucleotides. It is a transcript of the gene ARC15, whose product is annotated as Arc15p. The transcript has a single exon. Gene Ontology annotation, biological process: regulation of actin filament polymerization; Arp2/3 complex-mediated actin nucleation. NCBI's taxonomy places the organism in Eukaryota, Fungi, Ascomycota, Saccharomycetes, Saccharomycodales, Saccharomycodaceae. Gene Ontology annotation, molecular function: actin filament binding. The coding region runs from base 1 to 474 and encodes 157 amino acids. Gene Ontology annotation, cellular component: actin cytoskeleton; cytoplasm; Arp2/3 protein complex. The record is from RefSeq and is a predicted model, not a curated record.